GGAGAGUAGUCGUAUUACGGACGAUAGUCCCAAUCUAUCAAAUAAUGAAGAGAAGCCCCCCACUUUCAGCAAGACUUUUGUCAUCCUCGGCAAAACUGUCCCAGUGUACAUAUGAGGCGACAUUGUAUGGUAAAUGUGUUGUAAGUAGAGAAGUUGUGCAGAAAAAUGAUUGUUUAAAAGAAUUUGAGGCAUUACGAAAUUGUAUAAAGAAGGCUGCCAAAAAGAGCAAGUAGUGAGUGAUAUUAUUAAACCGAGACCAAAGCAAUACAAUGAUUUGCCGUGUUUGUAAAUUUGAUUCAAUCGUAGAAGAUGAAGGAACAUUAGUGUGUAGUAAUUGUGGAACUAUAGUUGAUGCUCAGGUUCUGCAAUUAAAACAUCGCGUAGAUGAGGAGGGUGGCAAUAAUUAUAUAGAUUUUCAUGUUAAAUUAUCAGGGAAGCGAAAAUACACUGCAGAACCAGAAUGUUUACACAAAGGUCGUCUUCGUACUGAAAAUCUUUGUGAACGGCUAAAACUACCCAAACAUCUGACAGAAGAAGCUUUGCAAUAUUUUGUAAAGUUGUUUUAUAUGGAUACAUUUAAAGGUAAAAGGUCUGAAUCAAAAUUAUGUUUGGCCAGUGUGACCGCUUAUAUUGUGGCACGAAUGCACAAUUAUCCUGUUUUGAUUAAAGACAUGCUUUCCCUUCUAGAAAAUGACACAGAAAGAGAUGUAUUUCAUAUGAUUUUACAAAGGGCGAAGUUAGGACUUAAUAUAUUUUUCCCUAGUCUUUCUGCAGAAGAAUCAACGAUAAGUAUUUUGGAAAAAUCAAGAUUUCCUGCAUCGCUCAUAGAUCAAACUAUUGAACUAGUCAAAAUGUCUUCUGAAUUAUGGAAACAACACUGUCUUAGGCCAGAAACAGUUGUCGUUGCUUGUGCUCACAUAAGUUGGUUAGGUUCAAACCUCUGUGAUAAUCUUAAAUUACCUAUCCCUAAAUUCUGUGAGAGAUUUUUUCUUAAUAAACACAACAACUCAAGAAUAAUCAGCAUCCAAUUGAAAAGCAAGUUAUGUAAAAUGGCCGAGUGCAUCCCUUGGGUAGGCAAGGUAACAGAGAAAAAGGUAGCCAUGUAUUUACCUGAUAUCAUUUCCUAUCAGCGAACUCUUUUCAGUAAAGCAUUUGAUAAUGCAGAAUUUCUUGAAGAGUUAUUUCCCAAACGAUCUAAACCUGACACUCGCAUAGAAGAAGAAGAAAUCAACAAAAUAGAUGAAAAAAUCCGCCGAGAAAAUCCAAAACUUCACUAUACUGAGCUUGGUGAAGAUGAAUUUCAAAAUGAAAUGGACGAAUACAUAAAAACUGAUGCUGAAAGACAAUUUUUUGAAGAAAUGCAAACUAUGAACAAACUGUAACCUUCUCGAUAUAUAUAUUGUUUAGAUUAAAUUAUUGUUUUUAUAGUUUC
Messenger RNA from Patella vulgata (common limpet), 1432 nucleotides. Its product is annotated as transcription factor IIIB 50 kDa subunit. Gene Ontology annotation, cellular component: transcription factor TFIIIB complex; nucleus; transcription preinitiation complex. The record is from RefSeq and is a predicted model, not a curated record. Gene Ontology annotation, biological process: transcription by RNA polymerase III; transcription preinitiation complex assembly; DNA-templated transcription initiation. Gene Ontology annotation, molecular function: RNA polymerase III general transcription initiation factor activity; RNA polymerase III type 3 promoter sequence-specific DNA binding; TBP-class protein binding. NCBI's taxonomy places the organism in Eukaryota, Metazoa, Mollusca, Gastropoda, Patellidae. The transcript has 3 exons. The coding region runs from base 270 to 1382 and encodes 370 amino acids.